AUCAACAUGGCCGCUCUCUUGGCUGUAUGUUUUUACCUUUAGCUGCUGUUAGCUUGACAAACGGUGUAUUAUCUAGAGAGCUGUGUAAUAUCAGACCGUCCAGUCAGAGUCAGUGUGAUUCAAAAUGGCGUCUUCAUUUGUCGUCGGUGAUAAAUUCAGAAAUAAAGUGACGCAGUUGUUGGAAAACACGGACUCGUCUCUGCCUCACAGACUGAGAGAGGAACUGGAGGAGACUCUGAAUAAAGCAGAGCCAACAACUCUGUCCUUCAGCACAGCCAGAAGACUGAAGACAUUCCUCCAGGACAAAGGACAUCCUUUCUACCUGCACGAGUUGUUGGAGGACAGCUCUCUGCACCUGCCUGAGGUGGUGAAGCCUCCCAGAAACCCAGAGUUAGUCGCACGUCUGGAGAGGAUCAAAGCCAAACUGGCAAAUGAGGAAUACAACAGGAUCACACGUAACGUCAACACUCAGGAGAUCAACCGCACUGGGACAUUAGCAGAUUUUGGACGGCAAGUGAGAUCAGUCAAAGCGGUGGUGGCGACCGUCUUCAACUUCCUGGUCACAGUGGUCGCUGCUUUUGCCUGUUCGUAUAUGGGGAGUCAGUAUCUGUUCACAGACACCGCGGCGAGAGUAUUGUCAGCUGUGAUCGCUGCGUCUGUCGUCGGGCUUGCUGAGCUGUACGUGCUGGUGCGGACCAUGGAGGGGGAACUCGGGGAACCAUAGCAGCAAAAACAAUGAGGGAAGCACAAAACCAGGGAACUGUAUCAGCCCUCAAUCAGAGCUUUGGCAACCCCGCCAGCUCAGCUGAUUCAGAACAGACGUCUCAGUUUACCGUGAAAACUUUGUGGACUUUUUCUUUGACGGAAAUUGAAUUUUCAUGUGUGGCUAAAUCUACUGUAAAGUGAUACUAGUGGCACUGAAGAAGAUUGGAACAUUUAAAGAAAGCAAAAGGGGUCAAAGUGACUGAAUAUCUGUUCUUUGACUUUGUUAAAUGUUACUGCUUAUGUGACAUUCCACCUACCCCGACUUUGUUUAAAGAUAUACUGUGCAGGAUUGUCGGUUACUGUUUGAAAACACACUCACCAGGGAAAGUGAAAGUAAAAACCAUUCCCAGAUUCACUCUCGUUUGGCGUGUCUGUGCUGUGUUUCUUGGAUGUCUGCUGCGUACAGUCUGGCCCCUGAGGUCUCAUUUAUAAAACAGUGUGUAGGAUCCAUACUAAAAACGUACGUACAGACAAAAGCCAAAAAUGUUGGCGCCAAAAAAUACUCAGCAAUUUCUACAAUCAGGCUUCCACCUCACCAUCUGCAUCACUAAUUUCCUGUCUCCAAAACAUUCUUAAGUAUGGGUCAAAGUUUCUCCCAUGAAGUCUGUUUUUACAGAUCACAGCUUUUUGCGUGUGAAGUUGCGUACGCCUCUUUCAGACCUCAUUUUGUGCGUACACAAUGUUUAUAAAUGAAACCCUGAAGCCCCAAUCUCAUUAGUGGGUCAUGAGUGAUGAUUGAGAGGGAUUACUGCUGUUUGAGUCCACACAUUGUUUUUUGUAAAAUCUUGCACAGUGUGUCUUUAAUUAAAUUAUGAAUCUUAUUUGUUAUUUA
This is a messenger RNA of Epinephelus fuscoguttatus (brown-marbled grouper), 1597 nucleotides long. It is a transcript of the gene vma12, whose product is annotated as transmembrane protein 199. The coding region runs from base 125 to 724 and encodes 199 amino acids. Gene Ontology annotation, biological process: vacuolar proton-transporting V-type ATPase complex assembly. Gene Ontology annotation, cellular component: endomembrane system. The record is from RefSeq and is a predicted model, not a curated record. The transcript has 6 exons. NCBI's taxonomy places the organism in Eukaryota, Metazoa, Chordata, Actinopteri, Perciformes, Serranidae.